Molecule: messenger RNA, 1301 nt
Organism: Magnolia sinica
Lineage: Eukaryota; Viridiplantae; Streptophyta; Magnoliopsida; Magnoliales; Magnoliaceae
Product: LRR receptor-like serine/threonine-protein kinase EFR
Exons: 2
Coding region: 29-1207 (392 amino acids)
Molecular function (GO): protein binding
Source: RefSeq, a predicted model, not a curated record
GGACGAGAAGUCGCCCUUCUCUGUAUAUAUGGGAGAAUCCAUGCCAUAUACGUCUCCUCACUUUGCCUUUCCUGCAUUCACAAACUCCAUAAUGGGGCUCCCACGUAUGAGCUUAUGGGCAAUUUGGUCAUUUCUCCUUCUCUCUUCCAUUCACCUUCCAUGUUUCUUUGUAUCUGCCGCUCACUUCUCCAACGAAACUGAUCUCCUUCCUUUGCUCAAUUUCAAACAUCUAAUAACCGACGAUCCUCUCCAUUCUUUGAGCUCAUGGAACCAUACUCUCCACUUCUGCCACUGGCAAGGUGUCACUUGCGGUGGUCCCCGGCAUCCUCAAAGGGUCACCGCCUUGAACCUCACUGGCCAGAAAUUGGUGGGCCCCAUAUCUCCUUACAUAGCAAACCUCACCUUCCUCAGGAUCAUCAAUUUCACAGGCAACAGCUUCUACGGUGCGGUUCCUGAAGAGAUUGGCCGGUUGUUCCGCUUGAGGUAUCUCCGUCUGACCAAUAACACAUUCACUGGAGAAAUUCCAGCAAAUCUGACCCACUGUUUCAAACUCCAAGUUCUUCGUCUUACCGGGAAUCAGCUCGCAGGGAGGAUUCCGACUGAGCUUGGCUCUCUAUCGAAGCUCACCUACUUAAGCCUUGGUCGCAACAGUCUUGCAGGAAGCAUCCCACCUUCACUUGGAAACCUUUCGUCUCUCUGGUAUCUACGUCUCACAGAAAAUAGUCUGGAGGGCAGCAUCCCAGAUGACCUUUGUCAGUUGGUGAGCUUAAAGAUCCUUAGCAUAGGUUUAAAUAAACUGUCAGAGUAUGCGAUGGGCGGAAAAGCAUCUACACAAGGAGAUGUUUACAGCUACGGAAUCCUUCUACUAGAGAUGAUCACUGGAAAGGGGCCAACUGAUGAUGUGUUUAAGGACAAUCUAAGCCUUCAUCAUUUUGCUAAGAUGGCUUUGGUUGAACGACUAAUGGAGAUUGUUGAUCCACAACUGCUCUUAGAAGAAGCUGAAGCUAUUCAAGGCAAUGAAAAUCAAAUCAAUUCAAGAAAUAGAAUGCAUGACUGCUUGAUUUCAAUGGUCAAAAUCGGUGUGUUGUGCUCUGCAGAAUCUCCAAGAAAACGAAUGCAAAUGAGAGAUGUUGUUUUUGAAAUGCACACAAUCAAGGACUUGUAUCUCGGGGUCAAGUUUCACCGAGACAAACAAGUUAGGUCGUAAAUAUUAGAUGAAGGUUUGUCUUACCUCAGGCAUUACUAAGUUAUUGUUAGUAGUUAUUUUGAGAAAGAUUUCCAAAUGAAAUAAGUUUGUUGAA